CGGCUGUAGGGCUGAGCUUCACUCUUCUGUAGACAGAGCUUCAGUUUGGUGUGUGCGAGUGGGAGAUGGACCGAGGGCGCUCUUCCGAUUAGCCGAGCCUCUGAGCUACUCGCAUACCAAGAACUAUUGAAAUAAUAGAUGAGAUCGGGGCGCUCAAAACAAAAAAGCAAAACAAAUAAGUAGCCCAUCUUUCACCUCCACUCCACACACACUAACACGGCAUUGAUGGUAAUGUAUGCAAGGAAACAACCGAGACUCAGUGAUGGGUGCAACGACAGAAGGGAUUCUCAGCCCUAUCAGACUCUUAAAUAUCCCUCAAAGAGUCACCCCGGCAGUGACCACCGACAUGAGAAGAUUCGAGACUCAUCAGAUCCCUCUCCACCGUGCAAAAUGCUUCGGCGGUCAGACAGUCCCGACAACAAACACGGUGACAGCACAGGACACAGCAGGGCGAAAGCAAUUCACACACAUCGGGCCAGAGAAAGGGAUGGAGGGACCAGUUAUUCUCCACAAGAAAAUUCACACAAUCACAGCACUCUCCAUAGCUCCAAUUCACAUUCUAAUCCAAGCAAAGCAUCGGACGCACCUUAUGAGCCCGCAGAUGACUGGUCUGAACACAUUAGCUCUUCUGGGAAGAAAUACUAUUACAACUGCAGGACGGAGGUGUCGCAGUGGGAGAAACCCAAAGAGUGGCUGGAGAGAGAGCAGAGGCAGAAGGAGGCGACCAAGCUGGCGGUCGUCAACAGUUUCCCCAAAGACAGGGAUUACAGGCGGGAGGCCAUGCAGGCGACCACCACCAGCGGCUUCACCGGCGUGAAGUCUGCUCCGGCGGAGAAGCCCGCGACGCUGUCCUGCACGCCCCAGUCCUCCUCGGCCCCGGGCCACAACCCCCCCAGCACGCAGGGCUCGUCGGCCUCCACGGUACCGGUGUCCCCCGUCCUCCAGUCCCCCGCCCCGCCCCUGCUCCACGACCCCAACCUGCUGAGGCAGCUGCUCCCGGCCCUGCAGGCCACCCUGCCCCUCAACAACGCCAGCGUGGACAUGUCCAAAAUCAACGAGGUCCUCACAGCUGCUGUCACACAAGCUUCAUUACAGUCUGUGCUUCAUAAGAUUCUCACGGCCGGACCAUCUGCUUUCAACCUCACUACUUUGCUUUCCCAAGCUGCUCAGCUGUCCACACAAGCCCAGCAAUCCAACCAGUCCCCAAUGUCCUUAACGUCGGACGCCUCGUCGCCGAGAUCGUACGUGUCGCCGAGGAUAAGCACGCCGCAGACCAACGCUGUCCCUCUGAAGCCCAUGCUGAGCACGCCUCCCGUGUCCUCGCAGCCGAAGGUUAGUACACCGUCAGCGAAGUCACUUCCUCAGCCUGUACCCCAGCAACCCACCCCUGCUGACAAACAACAUGGACACGAAGCCGCCUCCCCACGCACGCUCCAGCGGCAGAGCAGUCAGAGGAGUCCCUCACCGGGUCCCAAUCACAUCGCUGCCAGCAGCAGCAACGGCAGCAGCUCCACCCCCAGCGCAGCCUCUGCGCCCCCCAGCGCCACCACCAGACCUUCGCUAGCCGCACACUUUAAUGAGAAUCUCAUCAAACACGUCCAGGGCUGGCCUGCCGAGCACGCAGAGAAGCAGGCGUCAAGGUUACGCGAGGACGCUCACAACAUGGGCAGCAUUUACAUGUCGGAGAACUGCACAGAGCUGAAAAACCUCCGGUCUUUAGUUAGAGUGUGUGAGAUUCAGGCCACGCUGCGGGAGCAGAGGAUACUAUUUUUGAGACAACAAAUUAAAGAACUUGAAAAGUUGAAGAAUCAAAAUUCCUUUAUGGUUUGAGAACUGAGGGGAGAACUAAUUGCACAUGGUUGGACCCCAGGAACUUAGGUUCUGUGCCCAGUCUUAACAAUUUUGAGCUGCAGUUGAGUAGUCUUUGGACCGUUGGGCUGGGCUGGGAGAGGGAGACUGCUGGUGAAGGGUUAUACACAGUAUGUUUGUGAAGCCCUCGAAAUGUAGAUUUUUCUUGUAGAUGUAUUCAUGUUGUAAAUAUGUUUUGUAGAGUGAAGCCAUGGAAAGCCAUGUCUAUCUUGAGCUUUUGACAUCCAAACUAAUCAGUGCUGAGGUGGCUAAGUGUUUAGCCCCCCACCCCCCCUCACCCCAUGUUAACUUGUUGGCGAACUUAAAAGCUUUUGUUAAAAAAAGAGAAGCGAACCAUUGCUUGGAGCGCGGGUAAAAUCUGCGUAGAAACGACGGAGGACCUGAGAAUGUCAGUGACUGGAAAAAAAAGAAUAAUAAAAUUGACAGGUUUCGGUUUCCUUUAUUUUGUGAAUAAAACGUUACACUUAAUUCAGACGAGGGAUCAUUUGAAUUUGUUUCCUCUGCCUGGGCCGGAAUGAGCAACGACGCAUAGCCCCGCCUCCAGCCCGUCCAGUGCUCCUCCCACCCCCUGACCCCUCCCUCGCUUCGCGGAAGGUUGUUCGUCACGUCCGGUCGUAAUGGUUCAGCCGUCUGCUUCUACUGCCCCGCGAGCCCGCGUUUGCUAGAGCUGAAACCAGUGCCUGGUGCUGUGCGAAUGGGAGAUGCUGCACCUCGGACCCUUGAGCUGAGAGAACUCGAGUGAGAACCAUUCCCCUGGCUGCCCCGCCCCCUCUGUCUCCGUAGGGCCGCACAGCUCCUUCACAGAGGGCAGCGGCAAGUUAACUCUCUUCUUUUUUCCUUUUCCAAUCUCCCCCUCUCUGUUUUCCAGUCUUUCAGCAAGGUUUUUUCUUUUCUUUUUAAAUACUGUACUUUUAACAUGAGGUUGUUUUCAAGGCGCCUUGGGUCAACCAAGAUUGCAUUCCUAUGUACAGUUGCUAAAAGUAAUAAUGGAGUUACAAAAAGUUUUAUUAAAAAGUUGCAGUGAUUACUAGUAUAUCA
Molecule: messenger RNA, 2907 nt
Organism: Anguilla rostrata (American eel)
Lineage: Eukaryota; Metazoa; Chordata; Actinopteri; Anguilliformes; Anguillidae
Gene: waca
Product: WW domain containing adaptor with coiled-coil a
Exons: 13
Coding region: 226-1830 (534 amino acids)
Biological process (GO): regulation of autophagy; positive regulation of TORC1 signaling
Cellular component (GO): nucleus
Molecular function (GO): RNA polymerase II complex binding; chromatin binding
Source: RefSeq, a predicted model, not a curated record